AUGAGCGCCGCUGCUUUCGACGCGCUGAUUGCCAAAACCUCCAGCAUCGCUGUACCGACCCUGUGCACAGGCUACGUGUACAACCAGCACGAGAAGAACUCGAUCAUCUGGAAGAAGCGCUACUGCGUGCUCCAGGAGAACUCGCUGUACAUUUUCCAUUACGACAACGCGGAAGCGGCGACCCAAGGAGAACUCAAGGGCAAGAUCCCAUACUCGUCGGUGCAUGACUGGGAAGGCAAACCUCAUGGAUUCCAGUUUUACACCCCUACGAACAAGUGCUACAAAGUGUACACGGAUACCGAAGAAGAAAAAUUGAAAUGGGUGUCGACCAUGCAAAAGCAACUCGAUGAUGCCCCCGAUGUCCCGGAUGGCGAACAAGUGCCGUACGCGCGCUUUGGCGCGUCAUCCCCGGUCGGAUCUCCUCGCCAAGGCGGAGGCCACCCCAGUUCCUUGAACCGUUCCAACCGAAGCGACUCGUGGCGUGGCGAAGAAGUCGACGUGCCGACCAUGUUGCUUGAACUUGACGACUUGCGCAGCGAAGUGUCUACGCUUCGUUCCGAGUUGGUGUUGUUCCAAAAGGCAGAAAAGCAUGGUGAACAACGUCGUCCCGGCGGCGGGCGCAACCGUCGCGGCAGUGUCCUCGACGACGGGACAGCCAUCGCGCUGGAACCUCGGGAAUUGGAGCGCAUGAAGCAAAUCUUUUCCUUGUUCGACCAGGACAGCAGCGGCCGCGUCAAUGCCGCCGAUUUGAAGGAAUUGCAUCGCCGUCUCGGCGAACCCAUCACGGACGAAGAAGCGAACGAAGCCCUUGCGUUCAUGAGUCCCGUGGACGGCACCGUCGACUUCAUCUCGUUCAUGAAAUGGUGGAACGAGGACCACAAGCAAGAAGCGUCGGCCGCCAUCCAGCGAUACCAAGCCAAGUUCAAAUUCCUCAAGGCGCGCGUGGCCAACCCGGCGAUCGGAAACAUCGAAACGGAAAUGACGGGGCCGUGCCCGUCGUUGGACUUCCGCGUGAACUUUGUCUACCACAACCGCGACGGAUCCAAGGUGCGCAUCUCGCCGUGGCACGACAUCCCGCUCUACAACUCGGACGGAAGCGUCAACUUUGUGUGCGAAAUCCCCAAGUGGACGCGCAAGAAGUUUGAAAUCGCGACGGGCGAACCUUUCAACCCGAUCAAGCAAGACACGAAGAACGGCAAGUUGCGCGAAUACGGGUGGGGCGACAUGAUGUUCAACUACGGCGCGCUCCCGCAGACGUGGGAAGACCCGGACCAUGUGACUGAAGGCACGGGAUGUGGCGGCGACAACGAUCCGUUGGACGUGAUCGAAAUCGGGACCAAGCAGUGGCACGUCGGGUCGAUCGUGCAAGUCAAGAUCCUCGGGGUGUUGGCGCUCAUCGACGACAACGAAACCGACUGGAAGGUACUUGCGAUCAACGUCGAAGACCAUUACGCGUCCAAGAUCCACGACGUGGCCGACAUCGAAGCGCACAUGCCGGGCUGCAUUUCCGCCAUCCACGACUGGCUCCGUGACUACAAGUUGCCGCACGUCAACGUGUUUGGGUACGACGGCAAGUGCAUGAACCGCGACUUUGCCGAAAGCGUCGUCGCGGAAACUCACGAGUUCUGGAAGCUGUUGGUCGACGAACGCGGCCACGCCGCCACCGUCUAA
Aphanomyces astaci is the source of this 1671-nucleotide messenger RNA. RefSeq lists its product as hypothetical. Gene Ontology annotation, biological process: phosphate-containing compound metabolic process. Lineage: Eukaryota; Oomycota; Saprolegniomycetes; Saprolegniales; Verrucalvaceae. Gene Ontology annotation, molecular function: inorganic diphosphate phosphatase activity; magnesium ion binding; calcium ion binding. The record is from RefSeq and is a predicted model, not a curated record. The transcript has 3 exons. Bases 1 to 1671 code for a protein of 556 amino acids. Gene Ontology annotation, cellular component: cytoplasm.